AUGCGUAUUCUGUCGAAGCUUCGACGAUUUGCUAUUCUGCUAGUUUUCGUGGGUUUUCUGACCAGACACAAGAGUGGCGCAGAGAAGGUUCUGUUGGUACCACCGUCAUAUGGCGACAGCCACUGGAUGACUCUGGCCAGACUUAGCCGUGCUAUGGUGGAUAGAGGUCAUGUCGUCACUGUGAUUGUUUCAGAGGACAUUGUGGGAAAACGAGGGGCAGAGUGGCCUGACUUUAAGUUUGAGGCAUUCCAAGAUCAAGGAAUCCGAGCAGCACUUCAGGCACUACAAGACCAAGCGUAUUCUGAGGCCGGAGAAUUGUCUUUCGUCAAAUUAAGAGAAGCGUUCGCUUCUGCGUCCGAAGAGCUCAAACAAUACUGUGCCAUGUUGCUUGGGGACAGUAAACUUGUGGAACGAUUGAGAACAUCCCGGUAUAGUGUGGUGAUUUCUGACCCCUUUUUCCCUUGUGGUGCUAUCCUCUCAGCCUAUCUAGACUGCCGCGUCCCCCACAUCGCCCUUUUGCGUGGAGAUCCGUUCUUUCUUGAUGUAAAGGCGACUGGUGUACCGGUGCCCCCGUCAUACGUACCAUCCCUACUUACCGAUUUUACUGAUGAUAUGACCUUUCUACAGCGUCUUCAGAACGUCGUACUGUCUACUGUUGUACCGGUGAUGGCACGUCAGGUUGUGAACGGAAUCUAUAACGAACUGGUCCGGAAGUACAUAGGCGAGGAAGAAACUAUUCAGAGCGUGACGUCACGUACGGACUUAUGGCUGUAUAGAACUGAUGAUGUGCUGGACUUCCCUCGUCCCAGCAUGCCCAACAUUGUGCAAGUUGGAGGACUGAAUGUCCGUGCGGCCGUUCCUCUAACUGAGGUGAGUUAG
Molecule: messenger RNA, 879 nt
Organism: Branchiostoma floridae (Florida lancelet)
Lineage: Eukaryota; Metazoa; Chordata; Leptocardii; Amphioxiformes; Branchiostomatidae
Product: UDP-glucuronosyltransferase 1A1-like
Exons: 1
Coding region: 1-879 (292 amino acids)
Molecular function (GO): UDP-glycosyltransferase activity
Source: RefSeq, a predicted model, not a curated record